Nematostella vectensis (starlet sea anemone) is the source of this 3928-nucleotide messenger RNA. RefSeq names its product bcl-2-like protein 1. Gene Ontology annotation, cellular component: mitochondrial outer membrane. The record is from RefSeq and is a predicted model, not a curated record. Gene Ontology annotation, biological process: regulation of apoptotic process; intrinsic apoptotic signaling pathway in response to DNA damage; extrinsic apoptotic signaling pathway in absence of ligand. The transcript has 2 exons. Bases 269 to 811 code for a protein of 180 amino acids. Gene Ontology annotation, molecular function: protein heterodimerization activity; protein homodimerization activity. Lineage: Eukaryota; Metazoa; Cnidaria; Anthozoa; Actiniaria; Edwardsiidae.
CCACUACAUCUUUUGGUUGAUGCCUUCGUGAAGAGUGAAACGGCCGGUGAAAGUGUUGGUUCUUACCGGAAAAGCGCUGCUUCUUGCUUGUAGUUUAAGGCCACGCUUGCAGCUAUGCCUAUAGUUUCGUACCAGCCCCGUGUAAGCUACAGCAACAGCUAAAUCACCCAUUCAAGCCGGCGUUUCCCUUUCAAGAUGGUUGACUCGAGUAGAGAGUAAAAGGAAGCUUGCGUGUGUGGUCUUUGAUCGAUAAAUCGACUGAACUCUCAUGGAAUACCCCCGAAACGACCCAAGACAGAGCUAUCCAGAGCUUGUUCACCAAGCACAGCUUCUGGCCAAGGAUCUUAUUUCGUAUCGACUCGGGAAAAAUCCGAAACCACCCAACGCAAAUGCAGAAACUCUACGCAAACUGGCGGACAAAAUCGAAGAACAGUAUCCCGCACUUUUAAAUCACUUGUGUCAUAAAUUGAAUAUCUCUAGAAGCACUGCGUACAGCACAUUUGUAGAAAUAGCAGGGGAAGUUUUUGCUGACGGGGUAAAUUGGGGAAGGAUCGUUGUUCUGUAUGCGUUUGGUGGUCGGUUGGCUGUAUAUUGCGAACAACAUAACAUGAAAGAUCUUGUUCAAUCAGUAACAGAUUGGGUCGGAAAAUACAUUGCCGGGCUAAGCGAAUGGAUCGCCAACGAAGGAGGAUGGGAUGGGCUUAAGGAGCAAUUCAGGGACAAUAAUACAAAUGAUACAACUUGGUGGAAGGGCGUCUUCAUCACUACACUUGGAAUUGGGACAUUAGCAGCACUGGUAUACACAAGAUGAGAUUUCUUGGAAUUUCAAAUUCUUCAAUAACAAGGUUACAGGUACAGACAAAGUUCUACUGAUAGCCUUAAUUCCUUGAUGAAAGGCAAGUCUGCUACCCAGAUUCCCCUUCUUAUGGACUAGUCAAAUAGCUUAUCUGGUCGCAGGCAAGGUCGUGCAGAUUUUUAGUUUUUACCUCACAAUCUGUAGAUAAUUUCCUCUACGUGCCUUAGCAACCAAAAUGCUUUGAGAAAAAUUAUGAGAAUCAUAGUGUAGGGAUCCAGUUGAGGUUGACAAAGUUUCCAGUGCUACUGCUAGCAGAGGCCUUUUUUUUCUUUUUGUUCAUGAAUGCCAUCCCAGAGAAAUACAACGAAAAGAGGCCUAUCUUAGCAGUGAACCAGUGCUAUGAAGUGUCCACCAUAACCGGGAGUGCACUGUACUGGGGCCAUUCUCUUGUACCCUGAUUCCUUGGUCUACCACUGUAUAUUUUGUAGCAAUGAGGGUAUUGAGAACUUCUGGGUAUGCUGUUCUAUUUAAGUGCUAUGCACAUUAAGAAUUUUUUUUAGGAAGUUAGCCAAUAAACAUUCAAGAGACAAAGUUUAUCUGAUUGACAUGGGCCUCAUCAGCCAGACAGUGACUGUCAAUAUGAAAGCUUUGAUUCUCAAAUCCUUAUUGGUUAAUAUUCUUCAAACUUUGUAUUGGUGACCAAAGUAGCGUGCAUUGCACUUUAAUGGUGGUAUUCAUGCCUUUGAAAAUAUAUUCAAAUUUAUGCAGGAAUAUGGAUAAAGAUAUUACUUUAUCUUCAGAAAGUGGUUUUCAUUUGAAAUCUACCAUGCUUGGAUUAAUAUGUAAAUUUACAUUAACCACACAGAAUACACACUACACAAAAAAUUGGAAUGUUAUAUAGCCUGUAUACAGGUUUUGUUCUUUAAAUAGUCAGUAGGCUUCCUGUGGUGCAUGGACAUGUGUGCCCUGAUGGCCUUCCUGCCUCAGAUGAGGCUAAUAGAAUAAUCCAAUACCUGCUUAUCAGCUACAUGGCUUAAAGGCCUGUGGUACUGGGAUGUAUUUGCAAAGAGGUAUUCACCUGCAAUCAAUGGCGAAAUGUCCUGUUGUCUGAGGAAAUUUCAUUGAAUUUAGACAUAAUUUCUCUUCACCAAAAAUCAUCCAAACAUAUUGCUGUCCAUUGAUAGACUUUUGGAACCCACUAUGUCACGCAGAGGAGCAACUUUGUACAGAGUGUUUGAGGGUUGGAAGAAGUGAUUGUUUCAAUGGAACCAGGAUUAAAAAUCUAAUAAUAUUUUGUUAAAUAUUCUGGGAUUUUCCCAACUUAACUGCAAUUUACCAACAAUGGCACAUUAUUCCUCGCUCUUGCAAUGAAACUCUUUCAUCCUAAUGCCCUUGAUAUAAUUUUUGGGUUUACUUUGCUAAGGCAACAACAGUUUUGCCAGGGAUUGUAGCCACAGACUGGUCUGUUAUUAGCAGACAAAUAGUAUGUUACUAACAUUGCCAGCUAUAGGUAUUUUACAUAUUUUAUAUACUUUUAAAAUUGUAGAUGGGAUAUGUUUAAAAGUAUUUAUUAACUAGGUAUUUUAAUGUAUGUUAAAAGUUAUAAUUUGCAUUUAGCGUUUACUUUAUUCUAUGGGACUAUGAUAGUAACCAGGUGCAUUUUCAGGGCAAGUUAGGGGAGGGAGGGGAUUCACUCAACCAUUUAGCAGGACUUUUGGUAGAGUGAACCCCUUUCAACCCAGGGCAUGUAGGAGACUCUGAUAGGUGCUUUAAAGUGCUGUUAACAGUCCAUAAUCAAUAAUAAGACUAAUAUAGUAACUCAUUCGCUGAACAAAUUUCCACAACAGAUAGGGUCAGGUGGGAAUACUGACCACAUAAAAAAGCAAUGAGUCGUGGUAAGGAUAGAGGUCUUGUAAAAUUCUGUGGCUACUCUACAGUGUUUGAGUACUACUUCCAGAAAGCCACCUUUCACUUCAUUCCAACAAGUCCAUAGCCAGGGAGGAAAAUUGAGUUCCACAUGAAUUGAGGAUGAGAUACCUACAGAGAAUGGUAUGCUAAAUGCGUAAACAACGCACUGCUUAUAAUCCAGGCUAUGGACCUUUUUCAAUGUAGUCAUUUGUCAGUGGAAAUAAUGUUCUAAAUUGUACUGUUUUCAUAAGAGAUUUUUACAAAGUGUUGUAGUAUAUUCAGGAGCCUUGAGACCUUCCUUUUAAAUACUCCAGUUAUUUGGAUUAUUGGUUAAAAAGACCAACAUUGAAAAUAUUGAAUGAUCUUCACUUGUUUUGGUGAGGGAUCAUGUUAAUGACAUUUGACUGGAUCUUUUUGUAUGGUACAUAAUGCAACAGUACACAUCAAGUUGUGACAGGUAAUUCAAGAAGGUGCUACCCUCUCUUGGUUCACAAGGGAGUAACCAUGUUUUUUGGGGGGACAUGUGUGUGUGUCGAGAGGGGGGGGGGGGGGGGGUAUGAAAAGAGGUGUUUCAUGUUGCAGGAUAUUUUUUACAUAUAUUGUAUUAGUAUUUUGGUGGAGGUAGUUUUCUGUUUGUUCCCUAAAUACCAUAUUUACUUGUUUAGACACCACCCCCAAAUAGACAUUAACUAUAAUAAUAUGCAUAGACAAAAAAUCUAUUCAUCACCUGACAAAUUUGUCACAUCAACUGUUCUUAGGAAAUAUGCUGCAGCUGUUAAACAUUUUAAGCAAAAAAAGAUUUUGGCAUCUACAUGAAUGAAUAUGGUAUCUAAUGGUUGGUCCACAGUACUCGGGACAUGGUUGAUUUUGGGUUACCUGUCAUAAGGUUGAAUACAUUGUCAUCUUAUUCAUGGAAGAGGCAUAUUGAUGCCCCUCAAGAAACUACGUACAUUGUAACCAUUAUAUGGUAAUGAAUUAUUUGUAGUCCUUAUAGGUUACCAUGGGUGCCAGAGGUUAUGCCAACACUGGACAAAGGUGUCACAGAGGAAUGCUAAGAGGUGGUAGUUGCACCUUGUUUCUUGGCUUAGAAGUUCGGCUAGCAUCUGGUUCCCAGGUAUAGGUUUAUUUACAAUUAUUCCUGUUCACAUGAGUUUAGUGCUCUGUAUUGCAAGUUUAGUUGUGAUUGUUAUUGAAAUAAAUGGUAAUAAAAUUGAUUAGAAUCCA